Nomascus leucogenys (northern white-cheeked gibbon) is the source of this 2608-nucleotide messenger RNA. The record is from RefSeq and is a predicted model, not a curated record. NCBI's taxonomy places the organism in Eukaryota, Metazoa, Chordata, Mammalia, Primates, Hylobatidae.
UCUGCUCAAAGCAGGACAGGGCUGCCUAAUCUGAGGUCCCCAUCUGCCUCACCAACAUCGUACAUUGGCCAGAAAAUCUCCUACUGAAUUAUCUGGGUCUGGUUUCCAUGACAGUAUGUUUCUAAUGUAUGACUCUGUGUAGGUGAGAUCCUUGGGUAGUGGGGGAGGAAAUGGGUUUAUCCAGCAUCUUAAUCUUCCCAAAUUGUAUGUGAGAGGAGGUAGUUUGUAACUUGGAAUGGAAGAGGAAAACAUUACUAUUACCUUGAGUCCUAUGGGGACCACUAAAGCACAGCUGGUCUGAAGGUCUUCUCUUCUUUCAGAUCUUGGGUCUUUGACUUUGCUCUUCUGGUAGAGAAACCCUGAGGACUGAUCAACUCUUGCCUGUCUCAAACCAUGGCCUGUGGAUCAAUAACAUUUGGGGAUGUGGCCAUAGACUUCUCUCAUCAGGAGUGGGAAUAUCUCAACCUGGUUCAGAAGACCUUGUACCAGGAGGUGAUGAUGGAGAACUACGAUAACUUAGUCUCAUUGGCAGGACAUUCCAUAUCUAAGCCAGAUUUAAUCACCUUAUUGGAGCAAGGAAAAGAGCCAUGGAUGAUUGUGAGGGAAGAAACAAGAGGAGAGUGUACAGAUUUGGAUUCAAGAUGUGAAAUAAUCAGCGAUGGGAAAAUGAAGCUUUAUAGGAAACACUCAUCUGUUACUCUCCAUCAGAGAAUUCAUAAUGGACAGAAACCAUAUGAGUGUAAGGAAUGUCAGAAGGCCUUUAGUCAUCUUACAGAACUCAUGGUACAUCAAACAAUUCAUACUAGUGAGGAACCUGAUCAACGUGAAGAGUUUGGGAAGGCAUUUAGCCAUCUUACAGACCUUAGAGAGCAUCAGAAAAUUUAUGCUCGUGAGAAACCUUAUGAAUGUGAAGAAUGUGGGAAGGUCUUCAGUUACCCUGCAAACCUUGCUCAACAUGGGAAGGUUCAUGUUGAGAAACCCUAUGAAUGUACAGAGUGUGGGGAAGCUUUUAGGACUAGCCGUCAACUUACUGUACAUCAUAGAUUUCAUUAUGGUGAGAAACCCUAUGAAUGUAAGGAAUGUGGCAAGGCCUUUAGUGUGUAUGGACGACUUAGUCGACAUCAGAGUAUUCACACUGGUGAGAAGCCCUUUGAAUGUAACAAAUGUGGGAAGUCCUUUAGGCUCAAAGCAGGCCUUAAAGUACAUCAGAGUAUUCAUACUGGGGAGAAGCCACAUGAAUGUAAGGAAUGUGGAAAGGCCUUUCGUCAGUUUUCCCACCUUGUGGGUCAUAAAAGAAUUCAUACUGGAGAAAAACCCUAUGAAUGCAAGGAAUGUGGGAAGGGCUUUACAUGUAGGUAUCAACUUACCAUGCAUCAGAGAAUUUAUUCGGGGGAGAAACCUUAUGAAUGUAAAGAAAAUGGGGAGGCUUUUAGUAGUGGUCAUCAACUUUCUGCACCUCAUACAUUUGAAAGUGUUGAGAAACCUUAUAAGUGUGAGGAAUGUGGGAAAGCCUUUAGUGUGCAUGGACGACUUACUCGACAUCAGGGUAUUCAUAGUGGUAAGAAACCCUAUGAAUGUAACAAAUGUGGGAAGUCCUUUAGGCUCAAUUCAUCCCUUAAAAUACAUCAAAAUAUUCAUACCGGUGAGAAACCCUACAAAUGUAAGGAGUGUGGGAAGGCCUUCAGUCAGCGUGCACACCUUGCCCAUCAUAACAGAAUUCAUACUGGUUACAAACCCUUUGAAUGUAAAGAAUGCGGGAAGUCCUUUCGUUGUGCCUCUUAUCUUGUUAUACAUGAGAGAAUUCAUACAGGAGAGAAACCGUAUGUAUGUCAAGAGUGUGGGAAGGGUUUUAGUUAUAGCCAUAAACUCACUAUACACCACAGAGUUCAUACUGGUGAGAAACCUUAUGAAUGUAAGGAAUGUGGGAAGGCCUUUAGUGUAUCUGGACAACUUACUCAGCAUCUGAGUAUUCACAGUGGUAAGAAACCCUUUGAAUGCAACAAAUGUGGGAAGUCUUUUAGGUUCAUUUCUGUACUUAAAGCCCAUCAGAAUAUUCAUAGCGCUGAGAAACCCUACGAAUGUAAGGAAUGUGGCAAGGCCUUUCGUCAUGCCACAAGCCUCAUAUAUCAUGACCAAACUCAUGCUGGUGAAAAGUCCUAUGAAUGUAAAGAAUGUGGGGAAACUUUUAGUCAUGCUUCACAUCUUAUUAUACAUGAGAGAAUUCAUACCGGUGAUAAGCCCUAUGAAUGUAAAAGAUGUGGGAAGGCAUUUCGCUGUGCCUCAUAUCUUGUUAGACAUGAAAGGAUUCAUGCUGAUGGAAAUCCCUAUAUGUGUGAAGAGUGUGGGAAAGCUUUUAAUAGUAGCCAUGAACUUAGUAUACAUCAUAGAGUUCACACUGGUGAGAAGCCCUUUAAAUGUAACAAAUGCAGAAGGUCCUUUAGGCUUAGAUCCAUCCUUGAAGUACAUCAGAGAAUUCAUAUUUGAUAGAGAAAUUGUAGCAUAUACAGGUAGUAAAGAAAGCACAUUGUGUCAAUGGAUUUAUCCCACUGAACAAUUUGAAUGAAGACAAUGUGGAAUGGCUUUGAGAUACAGUUCAGUUUUGUUUUUU